This is a messenger RNA of Phragmites australis (common reed), 1524 nucleotides long. Its product is annotated as UMP-CMP kinase 1-like. The record is from RefSeq and is a predicted model, not a curated record. The transcript is spliced from 11 exons. Gene Ontology annotation, cellular component: nucleus; cytoplasm. Gene Ontology annotation, molecular function: ATP binding; UMP kinase activity. Bases 511 to 1134 code for a protein of 207 amino acids. Gene Ontology annotation, biological process: UDP biosynthetic process; 'de novo' pyrimidine nucleobase biosynthetic process; CDP biosynthetic process. Lineage: Eukaryota; Viridiplantae; Streptophyta; Magnoliopsida; Poales; Poaceae.
CUUCUUCUCGAGGCCUCCACCCCGGCUGCAUCCAUCCCCCGACUAAUCUCUCCAUUGCCUCCUUCCCUUCCCUGCCAACAACGGCAGCCGCUCUCCGUGGACGGUGGUACGCGUUUUUCUUCCUUCACUAGUCCCUCUUUGAAGAGCAACCUUCAAGUACUUUUGUAUUGAGAGAAGAAUGAUUCUUGCUUACUUAACCAUGCUACUACGCUAAAGUUCGUUCUCUUUGACAUACAUGGUAAAAGUAAUGUUACUGUCACAUGACUGAAGCUGCUAUGGACCUGUAAUACGGUGCCGUGUUUAAUGAAAUUUCAAUGCACGAACCUUACGCGUCCUCUCGAAGUAGAAGGGCCAUCAAUGUCCAUUUCUUUCAAGUGAUUACAUGGUCACGGAGAUAUAAAGUUGGUGUCAGCUACCUCACAGAAUGGGCUAUAUCUGCACUGUGCUUAGCAGCAGCAUGACAAGCUCCAACUGAGUUGGAUCGGAGUUCCCACGCAAUUCACAGCCCAGAUGGCAGAAGCGAACAAGAAUGACAAUGGAUCAUUUCCUCCUAGGAAAAAGAUAACAGUUGUGUUUGUCAUAGGCGGUCCUGGCAGUGGCAAAGGCACUCAGUGUGCUAAGAUUGUGAACCAGUUUGGGUUUACCCAUCUGAGUGCUGGUGAUCUUCUCCGUGAAGAAGCUAAAUCCGAUUCCGAACAAGGCACGAUGAUAAAGAAUAUCAUGCAUGAAGGAAAGCUUGUGCCAGCUGAAAUCAUCGUUAAGCUACUACUGAAGGCCAUGCUUGAGAGUGGAAAUGAUAAGUUUCUUGUUGAUGGAUUUCCGCGAAAUGAAGAGAAUCGCCAAGCAUAUGAGCGUAUAAUUAACAUUGAACCUGAGUUCGUGUUAUUCAUUGACUGCCCAAAGAAAGAGAUGGAGCGGCGCAUUCUAAAUCGAAAUCAGGGAAGAGAUGAUGACAACAUCAACACUAUUAGGAGCCGGUUUGAAGUUUUCCAGAAGUCAACUCUGCCUGUUGUUCAGUAUUAUGAGAAAAGGGGGAAGCUCCGAAGGGUUGAUGGUGCAAAACCGGCGGAUGUGGUUUUCGAAGAUGUGAAGGCCAUAUUCGCGAAGGCAAAGGCAAUCAAACUAGCAGUAUGAGCAGAGGAUCACCAAAUUCAUUCAAGCGGUACCUUCUCCUAUGCUGUGGUUGCUUUGGAAUGUGAAAGACAACAAGAUGAGUUUAGACAGGUAAAUAAAAUGGUUACUGCGAUACUGCGUGCGGUUGGUGUGUGGUAUCCUUCAGUCCUGGAGGUCGGAGCAACGCAAGUAGAGAAAGCAUAAAACAUGUGUGGUUUGAUUGGGUAUAUUUGGACAUGUGUGGUUUAAGUGGGUAUAUUUGGUGUGUUGUGCUAAUCGAGUUUGUCAGUUACCUUGUUUUAUAUUUGUAGGUUGCUCGGUUGCUCUAAAGUUGUAGGUAUCUUUCAUUUGUUUCCGUAUGUUUCAAACUGGGAUACUAUUUUUGACUCAGGGUUUCUCUCCCCUUCCUCA